AUGGGGAACGUACACUCCGGUACCAAUCUCACACGCACCGCAGGAGCGCUGGACUCUUUCGUUGCAGAACUUGGAGGAGAUAUAAUAUACGACAAGAGCCUUGGGGCACCGAGAUUCUUGAAGACAGUGAAAUGCCGGCAUCGAAACGGGCCUCUUGUGGUGAAGAUAUUCAUCAAGCCAGAUCCUGGGAUUAGCCUGAGGAACUAUACGCGUCGGUUGAAAGUGGAAAGAGAGGCCCUUGCAGAAAUUCCCAACGUGUACAACUACCAAGUCUUUGCUGAAAAUGAUAGAGCGGGCUAUAUUAUUCGACAGUGGAUUGCUAGUAAUCUAUAUGAUAGAAUAAGUACUCGCCCCUUCUUGACUUCUGUUGAGAAGAAAUGGAUAGCGUUCCAACUCCUUACCGCACUUCGAGAUGCGCGGAAUCGCAAGACCUCGCAUGGUGACAUCAAGUCAGAGAAUAUUCUCGUCACGUCCUGGAACUGGGUUUACCUCACUGACUUCGCGUCGUACAAACCAACAUACCUCCCCCUGGAUGACCCCUCCGAUUUCUCCUUUUUCUUUGAUACUUCUGGCCGACGCACAUGCUAUAUCGCGCCCGAGAGGUUCUACACGGCUGCAGACAACCCAGAGAUCAGCGCGAAGAAGUCUCGGUUAGCCAUCGAUGACAGUGAAGGCAAGCGGGAUGGAAAGGUAACAGAAGCCAUGGAUUGCUUCAGCGCGGGUUGCGUUAUAGCUGAGUUAUUCCUGGAAGGCGCCGCUCUAUUUACUUUGAGCCAGUUGUUCAAGUACAGAGAAGGCGAAUACAAUGUCGAUCCUCAUCUAUCGAAUAUUGAAGAAGAGGGUGUUCGAGACAUCAUCAAGCAAAUGAUUAACCUCGAUCCGUCUGCUCGCCCGACCUUUGACACCUUGCUUCACAAUUCGAGGGGGACAGUUUUUCCAGAAUGCUUUUACUCCUUCCUUCAUAACUAUGUCUCCUCCAUCAAUGAGCUUCCCCCAGUCCAAACCGUUCCUCCUUCCGUCGUAGGCACGCCGAACCCAAACGCCCCACCGUCAUCUAUAUCCUCCAAUACCUCCUUCAAUCGAGCUGGCACCACGGCGGACCCACCGACUGCUAAUUCAUCGUCGCAUGCUGCCCUUCCCAACGAUUCGGAUAGACGAAUAGAACGAAUAUGGGCCGACUACGAAAGCAUUGAACCCUACAUUAUGGUCGAGAAUGUAGAUGAGACUAUCAUGGACGUCAAAGUAGAGUAUGGAUCGUCUGCUAUGCCGUAUAAGCCAUUCCAGGACAUCUUACCUGUCGAACUGUGUAUUCCCAAUCACCCAUCAAAGUUGCAACCGUCCCCAUCUACCGGCCGCUAUGCUGCGACAGAAGACGGCCCUGCGUUGAUUAUCCUAGCCAUCGUCACCGCCCACUACCGGAAUUGCUACCUUCCUAGCUCCAAGUUACACGCUCUGGACAUACUCAUGGCCCUAUCACCCCAUCUUACCGACGAAGCAAAGCUAGAUCGGAUGGUUCCCUAUAUCGUGGACAUCCUACACGAUGAGUCUCCCCCCGUCAGGUCCGCGGCGCUUAGAACCUUGAUACAAGUGCUCAUGCUCGUUGCCGUCAUUACGCCAUCGAAUGCCGCCAUAUUUCCGGAGUACAUCAUUCCGAACAUUAGGCAUCUAGUCCAAGAUCCUGAAGUGUCUGUCCGAUGUACAUAUGCGCAAUGCAUAGUGCAAUUGGCGGAUACAGCUGUUCGGUAUCUUGAAAUGGGGCAAGCCCUUAGAGCCCAUGGGACUUUCAAGCUGUCCGCCGAAGCUCAAGAAUAUGACCACGCUAAUUCCGAGCUCUCGUAUGACGCAAGCAUGCAAGAUUUACAGGCAACCAUACAAGAGCAUCUCUCUGCGCUACUAAUGGACCCUUCCAGCGUGGUUAAACGAGCGGUACUACAUAACAUCUCUCCCCUCUGCAUCUUUUUAGGACGCCAGAAAACGAACGAUGUCCUCUUGAGCCAUAUGAUCACGUACCUGAAUGGUCGGGACUGGCUUUUGCGGUAUGCCUUCUUUGAUAGUAUCGUGGACGUAGCUGCCUGCGCUGGAGGGAGGAGCUUAGAGGAGUACAUACUGCCUCUGAUGAUACAAGCGCUCUCAGAUGUGGAAGAGUCAGUAGUCGCCAAAGUUCUCGCCGCCCUCACUAGUCUAUGUGAACUUGGGCUUUUCCAGAAAAUGAGGAUCUGGGAACUUAUGAGCGCCACUCUCGGUUUCUUGUAUCAUCCUAAUAUAUGGAUACGACAAGGUGCUGCCGCAUUUAUGUCUUCGGCAGCGAAGCACCUUCCGCGAAGCGAUGUUUGGUGCAUACUGUACCCAUCACUACGAUACUUCCUUAAAUCCGACGUAGUCGUCAUUGAUGAAUCAAGUCUACUGACGGCCAUGAAACCUCCUCUCCCAAGGCAACUUUUCGAUGCCUCAGUGCAAUGGGCCAUGAAAGCUGAUAAGAGCAGCUUUUGGCGAGGAAACCGUCGUGUGCCCACAAGAACUGAAUCACCAAGAGAGAGUAUGAUCGCCACGAGGAGGACCGGAACCUCAACACCCAGAAGUAGGUCUGAUGACGACGAUGCACAGUUGAAGAAACUCCAGAACAUGGGCAUGACUUCGGCAGAUGAAGCGAAAUUACUUGCAAUGAGGGAUUACAUCCUCAAGCUCGCGAACGCGAUAUCUAGCUUCUCUUCGAGACUGAUAUUUGAACCUGAAUCAGACAAGGGGUUGAAAACCAUUAGCAACGUCGAACUGCAAAAGCUGGGUGUGGUUCCGCGCACUGUAUUUCUCAAAGCCCGCUCAGACAACUCCGGCGCUCGCAUUUUGCGCUCGCCCACUCCCCGGUCAAGGAAGCCUACCUACGAAUUCUCCUCUACUUCUAGGACGCCAAUUCUCAGUCCUCGUCUCACUAGUCGCACUAUUGACAGUCCAUCCGGUGCCCCUUUCGAGGACCUGCGGCGCAGACUUGCCACUAUCAAUGGAUCCGCUUCCUCGCUCAACGUACCCCACCUCAACCGCGAGUCGCGUUCUUCGACUUCUCCUCCGACCGUGACGAAUAUGCCCCAAGGAUCCCUCCCGCCCUCUUCUCCAUCGCUCACCGACCGGCCAGGCAGUCCUACCGAAUCGGUCGUUUCGACAUCAACGUCAGCGCCUUUCCAUCCCAUUAGUCGCAUGCAAAUAGGUGGAACCGAUGGUCAGAAAGCGGCGCCGGCCGUUGGUUCCUUCAAGACGAAUGUAUCGGGCGUUCUUGAGGCACAUUCAAAGUUAUUCCCGGACGGGUCGCCUGUGCCUUCUGGGAGGACAUCUCCGUUGUCGGUCGCCGGCACCUCUCGGGGGACUCAGCCCCGACUCCCUCCUUUGCUUCCCACAGGCAAUCCUGAGAUUCUAGAACCAGGAAUAAGCAAUUUGCUGGAAAAUCUGUUCUUAGACAAUCAGUCAGAUUAUCAACAAGACUUCGGUCCCAGAGUUCACGAGGGUCCAGUACGAAGGCGAAAUGCAGUCCGACAUGGUUACCCCCUCCGAGAAGGCUCCUCGCGUCGGCUUGACGCCGCGCUCAUCGCCAAUCUGACUUCUCAUUCCGAUGCUGUGACUGGAUUCGCUGUCUCCCCCGACCACAUGUUUUUCGUGUCCGCUUCUGAUGAUAAGACAGUGAAAGUAUGGGACACCGCGCGACUGGAGCGUAACGUCACAAGCAAGCCACGGCAUACCUAUGGGCAGCAUCAUGCCCGAGUCAAGUCCGUUUGCAUCCUGGAAGGGUUCCACUGUUUUGCGAGCGCUGCCGAUGACGGUAGUCUGCAUAUUGUCCGUGUCGAUAUCACCCAGACGGGUGCGUUGCCAAAAUACAACAAACUCCAGGUUGUUCGGGAGCACAGAGUUGACAAUGUCGGCGAAUAUAUUACUUGCAUGCAUCAGUAUAAUACCGAAACAACAUCGAACCUAGUUUACGCGACAACUCAUUCGACAAUUGCCAUCUUAGACCUUUUUACGAUGAAAAUAUUGCAAACGAUGGCUAACCCACGCCAUUACGGGCCGAUCACUUGUUUGUGUAUAGAUCGCAAGCGAUCAUGGAUCAUCGCAGGCACUUCAACCGGGGUACUCACCCUCUGGGAUAAACGGUUUGGGUUGCUAGUGAAAAGCUGGCACGUAGGGGUCUCAAGCAAUGGUCGGUCAGUGCGUGUUCACCAAUGCGUCGUGCACCCGACAAAGGGCCGGGGGAAAUGGAUCAUUGUCGCCAUGGAGGCGUCCCGGCGUAACAGUGACAAGAGCGCAACUACUCUCCUAGAGGUCUGGGACAUAGAGAAAUCUGCACUUGUGGAAAGCUUUUUGACCCGGAGUACGUCGGGAGCAGCUGAAGACCUGCCGGAGCCAAGCGACGUCAACGGGGCGGACGCCGAGACCAGUCCGGCUGCAGCCAUCGCAGCUCUUGUGAAAUCUCGUCAGAUGGGAAAUGAUACCUCGGGAACCAAGCCAAGAUCUUCGCUACAGCGCGAUGAGUUAUUAUUCACACCUGCGCCGGACGUACGCGCUCUCAUCACUGGCGUUGACUUCGGUGGGUACUCACAUAGGUCGGAUAUGACCGCCGGACCGACAGAUGUCCGAACGUCUCCACGAGCGGUUGGGCGGGGAUUCAUCAUCAGUGGGUCGGAGGAUAGGAAGAUACGGUUGUGGGACUUGAGCAAGCUGGAUCGCACUUUCGUCCUGAGCGGUCUGGAAUCGGAGAAUGACGCAGACAAACCAUCCUACAGUUCUGUUCCAACUGGCCCAGUAGCAUCAUACGUUGAGACAUGGCCCGUCCCGGCAAGCGGUCACAACAAUCGGCCCGCCCAGCGAAUAUCGUUGAUCACGCAGAACCAACAAAAUCUGUUGAAGGCUCAUCAAGAUGUUAUCACCGCGCUUGCAUGCAUAGACUCGCCCUUCAAAGGGGGUAUCGUUAGCGGAGACCGUGCUGGUGUCAUCAAAGUUUGGAGAGUGGAAAUAGCUGCAGACCAGUAA
Molecule: messenger RNA, 5010 nt
Organism: Pleurotus ostreatus (oyster mushroom)
Lineage: Eukaryota; Fungi; Basidiomycota; Agaricomycetes; Agaricales; Pleurotaceae
Gene: VPS15
Product: Serine/threonine-protein kinase
Exons: 17
Coding region: 1-5010 (1669 amino acids)
Biological process (GO): protein targeting to vacuole; macroautophagy; autophagy of peroxisome
Cellular component (GO): phosphatidylinositol 3-kinase complex, class III, type II; late endosome; phosphatidylinositol 3-kinase complex, class III, type I
Molecular function (GO): protein serine/threonine kinase activity; ATP binding; protein binding
Source: RefSeq, a predicted model, not a curated record